This is a messenger RNA of Salpingoeca rosetta, 1817 nucleotides long. RefSeq lists its product as uncharacterized. Bases 51 to 1817 code for a protein of 588 amino acids. NCBI's taxonomy places the organism in Eukaryota, Choanoflagellata, Craspedida, Salpingoecidae. Gene Ontology annotation, cellular component: vacuole; CORVET complex. The transcript has 11 exons. Gene Ontology annotation, biological process: intracellular protein transport; vesicle-mediated transport. The record is from RefSeq and is a predicted model, not a curated record.
CGACCAAAACCAAACAAGCCAAGCAAGCAAGCAAGCAAGCAAGCAAGACGAUGAGCGGGAACGCGGCGUGGGAGGCGGUGCGUGCUGGUGCCGUGGCGAGGUUGAGGGACAUCUUCGGCGCAGACAGGUGCGAGAGGCAUGUGGUCAUCCACAAGGACGCCAUUGCCGCGUUCAAUGCCGUUGGCGGCUUCAAAACGCUCAAGGGCAUGGGCAUAGAGAAGCUAUACUAUAUGCAGAGCACGCCACCGCGGCUGCAGAACCCAGAGAGCAAGCUCUACUAUGCAUGCCGUUCGCAACCUGAGGAGUACGAGCUCGUUGCACGUCAUGUGCAGCUGCUGUCAGAGGUGGUGGGUCACCACUUUGACAUCACGCUCAUCACCAUUCCACAAAGGGAUGCCCUGUGCGAAUCCAUCCUCGAGGAAAACGGCGUGCACGGUCUCGUGACAGUCGCGGCGCUGCCACUGUACUUUUUGCAGAUUGACAAUGAUUUGUUCAGCAUGGACGCCCCUGUGCCAAGCCGGCAGCUGUGCAUCCACAACGACACAGCAAUACUGCCACAGGUGGCAUGUGGGCUGCGACACCUCUCCCAACACAUGCGCGCGUCGUGGUCGCGUGUUGUCUGUGCAGGCCACGCUGCCGCUGACGUGUACACGCUCAUGAGGGAAUUCGACAAGCAAGACCGGCGCCAGGCCCACAGCGGCGACAAUGGUGACAAUGGCGACAACACUUCACCGUACACACUCCUCCUCUUCGAUCGCCGCGUCGACAUGGUCACACCCUUGUGCUCACAGCUCACGUACGCUGGCAUGUUGAGCGAAACCGUCCCCGUCACUUGCGGCACAUGCGAAGUGCCGACGCCUCCUGCAUCGUCGUCAGCGGGAGAUGCCAGCAGCGAGAAGGAUGCCCCGCGCAAACUGCAGCUCUCUGCGGAGCAGGAUCACGUGUACGCCAAGCUCCGCGAUGUGAACUUCUCCAACGUCGCCCCCAUCCUCAAAUCGUUUUCCAAACAGAUGACCAAGUCCUUUGAUGAACGCAACACAAAUGACUUGACUCAGCUAGCGUCAUUCGUGAAGCGCCUGCCAGCACUUCAGGGGCAGAGCCGGUCCCUCGCGGCUCAUGUGGACAUGUCAGUGCACAUCAACCGCAUCAAGAGCACAGACGUCGUUACAGAGAUGUUGGAAGCAGAGCUGUCCCUUGUCAUGGGUCAUGGCAAGCAACUUGCAAUUGAGUUUAUCCAAGAAUUGAUUUGUCGGCAGUUCAAUGUCAACGCCGUCCUGCGACUCCUCCUCCUUCUCAGAAUCACAAACGUUGUGUCUGACAAAGCGUGGGCUGGACUGAAGCAGAUGACCCUACAUGCCUACGGGUACAAGUUCUUGCCGGCGUUCUCGGCGAUGGAGUCUGUGACCGACUCAAGCGCGGUGAACGCACACGUGCUGACGCAGCUGAGGAAGCGGCUGUCACUCGCCGUGAGUGAAGACGACGCGCCAGACCAGGUGCUCUUUGGCAUGCACCCACUAUCGUCCCGUUUCAUGGCAACGCUGGCAUCUGCACAACACGACAGCGACCUUGCAGAUCUCCAACUCUGGUUUGGUGCAGACACCCCCUUCGCAGUCCACACAGACUUGCCGUCGGCAGCGGACGCGUCACAGAAACCGAGCAACGACGUGGUUGUCUGUUUCCUGGGUGGAACCACGCACGCGGAGCUGACAAGCAUGCGCUCUCGCCUCAAGGCUGGGGACUUCAACCCCAUCUUCCUCACAACAGAUGUGCUGACGGGUGACGGCCUUAUGAAAGGAUUGUAUUCACAGUUUACGUAG